Messenger RNA from Suillus paluster, 1880 nucleotides. RefSeq lists its product as uncharacterized. The transcript is spliced from 11 exons. Lineage: Eukaryota; Fungi; Basidiomycota; Agaricomycetes; Boletales; Suillaceae. The record is from RefSeq and is a predicted model, not a curated record. The coding region runs from base 73 to 1497 and encodes 474 amino acids.
AGUAAGUGACUUAUUAGCAGGUUGAACCGUUGAACGUCGAACCGUUGGCUGCCGUUGCUGCUGUUGAUCACGAUGGCGGGCGACUUACUGUCAGGGACAUCACCCCUGAUUCUUCCUCUCAUCUUAACUUGGAUAACGCCGGUGCUUGCUCACGAACAUCAUGGAGCAGAUUUAACAGAGGAAGAACUACACGCCCCAGUCGAUGCCAUUCUCUGGAUACAUAUCGCCCUCCAAGCUAUCGUCUGGGGUGUCAUAUUCCCCAUAGGUAUGGUACUUGGACUUAGCCGAAGUAGAUGGCAUGUUCCUGUACAAAGUCUCGCGUUCGUCCUAACUUUUGGCGGCAUAUUUCUCGGUCAUGCGCAUGGCGGUCGAAAGUUUCCUUCUUCUGUCCACUCACAACUUGGAUCAUGGUUUUUGGUCCCUAUCUUCGCCCAGCUAGGUCUCGGAAUCUAUCUCAAGCUUCAUAUCCAUGAACGUACUAUACGACCAUACGCUGUGCGCGCCCAUGGCAUCCUAGGGCGCAUAUGGCCCAUACUUGGUUGGGUUCAGGGCUUGUUUGGCGUCAUCACGUUGAGAGGGUUCUGUGGGGAGGUGGGAGCCGGACAAUGCGCUGCGCAUUAUAUCAUGGGAAGUGGAUUCAUCGGCUAUGGCAUCAUCAUGGCACUCCUACUUGUCGUCGGCGACGACUGGGUCCGCCGCAGCAGCCGCAGUCCUGAAUGGUGGGAUUCGUGGGUGAUCAUGCUUUGGGGCAUGGUCAAUACGUUUACUGAGCAUCAUGGCGGUGCGUGGAGUGUGAAAGAUAUGCAGCACACGGUUCUUGGUAUACUUUGGUGGGCAGGAGGCGCUCUUGGUAUCUUCCUGUCUCGGAAUAAUCAGCGAAAUGUGCUACCUGGCGUGAUCAUAAUAUUAACAGGAUGGGCUAUGUCAGACCAUACCCAAGCUUUGAUGCUGUCUACGAAGGUUCACGCUAUGUUUGGAUACUCGCUGAUGCUCGCCGGUUUGGCACGUAUCGUUGAGGUUUGUUUCAUAUCACAGCCGUCCUCACCGCAAUCGAAUACACCUCCACUGGAUGAUAAUGAUUCAGAGCACACGCUGGCACCUUCUGCGCCAAAGGACACCCGUGUUACUGCGAAAAUAAACGCUGACCGGACAUUCAGACACUUGCCACCGUUUUUGCUAGUUGCUUCUGGGUUGUUAUUUAUGUCCGCCACAGAUGAGGAGCUUGCCGCUGUUCAUGAGGCAGGAAUGGAUCACGUCACAUAUAUAUUGUCGAUGUACAGCAUUGCAUUCCUGUUGUACCUCCUCACUGUCUUCUUACUGCACCUGUACUCCACAUCCGGGCGGAAUGUGUCGUCUACGCAGCCCAACGUUGUUUUUUCUGCCGAGGGUAUUGAGCUGUCAGGCCCGGAUGAUGCGAGUAAGUGGUAUGCUCCAGUGCCGAGGGAGGAAGGUAGGUCGGCAGCAGCGCAUGUACUUGGAGAGGACGAGGAUGAUUAAUGGUCUGGAUACCAUGUCUGGUUGCGAAUGAAAUGUGUGCGGUGGUAUGCUUUUUGUGUGGAUAUGCACUUAGAUAUGCACUUGAAGUAUACUGUAUAAUUCCUGAAAUUUUCACUCUACCCACAAAGGCUGUUGCCAAGUGUGACAACCGUGUCCCUCUGGUUAGUGUUUGCGGGGGGCGGGCACACUCCGUGCCGAAGGUUUCCAUGAGAAUUCAUAUGUAUCUAGUAAUAUCAGCCUUCCACCUCCCUCUAGCCGAGACAAGCCGGGAGGUCGCAUGAACACCGGUAAAUGCCCCUAUUCGCUGACAGGUACACGCUGCGGACUGGUGCGGGAGCGCCUGGGAGCGUCCGGGUAUUUACAGCAAAUCCCAAGACAUUCAC